Molecule: messenger RNA, 2583 nt
Organism: Diabrotica virgifera virgifera (western corn rootworm)
Lineage: Eukaryota; Metazoa; Arthropoda; Insecta; Coleoptera; Chrysomelidae
Product: SANT and BTB domain regulator of class switch recombination
Exons: 9
Coding region: 138-2321 (727 amino acids)
Source: RefSeq, a predicted model, not a curated record
UUUCAAAAUUUGAGUUUUGAUUUUUUACUUCAAAAAUAUAACUACAUAUUAGGAAAAAAUUGGUUUAAAUCGUUUCAUGUUUAUUUAACUCGCAUUCUCGCGUUCUUUCUCUGAAAGUUUGAUCAAUAAGUGAAAACAUGGAAUCUGAUUCAGAGGCUAGAUCGCUGAAUGCAAGCUUAAUGGAAUCAAAAUCGAAAAUAAAUACAAUGCCUACAUCCGAGAUUUCUAUUAAAGAAUUUUUGAACUUUCUAAGAACUGCUUAUCAAGUUCAAGAUAGCAUUGAAAGUAUUUUGACUGCAAAUGGCAUGACAGACGCAGUGGAAUGGUUAAAAAGAAAAGAAACACUAAUGUUACUUAACCAAAAUAGCAUUAGCUGCCAAACAGUUGUAGAGGUACCUAUGCCAGAUGACAAAAAAGAAAUAUGUAGAAAAAAAAGUACCGCCGCUUCUUUAAGCGCCGGAGAUUGCGAGCCUCUGAAACGGAAACUAAGCGAAGUUGUCUCCGAAGGACUUCUGGACUCGGUCCUUCCAUAUUUGGUCCAACAAAACAAUUCAAAAAAGAGUUUAGUCUCCAUCAAGCUUAGCGACAAAGGUGAUAAGCCUGUAGCUUCUCACUCUUCCACUACUACCAUACCUCCCAACGAAAAAAACAUGGCGAGAAGAAGAUCUAGUGAUAGUAUUAUUAAAUCGCUUCCCGUUGUUAAGGCCGAUUCAGAAGUUGAAAUCCAUGUAUGCGACGAGCUGAAGUCAGCCAAAAAGACCUUUUACUGUAACCAAAAUUUGCUAAUUUCCAAAAUGGGCUAUUUCGCAUCAGUAACUCAAGGCCAGCGUUUGGAAGAUAUGGAUAUAUCUGUUCACUGCGAUAUUGGUAUUUUCGAAUGGCUUAUGCAGUGGAUCAAGAAAGAUACUCUGCCGGAAUCAGAAUGGCCACAGUUGGAAUCUAAUUACGUUAUUCCCAUACUAGUGUCAGCAGCUUUCCUGGAAAUGGAAUCUUUAUUAGAAGACUGUCUGUUGUUUUGUCAUGAGCACAUGAAUGAUAUUUUAAAAACCAAUACAAAUCUGUCGUGUCUAAAUGAAUCUGUACUCAUCAGACUAGCUGCAAUGUAUACCAAUGUCGAAGUGGAAGCUAUCAAAGACAAGAAAGAUAAGAUACAGUCUCGACUUUUUACAAAGUUAAUACAGUCUUUAGCAGAACCAGAACCAGAGAGUGUAAGGGGACAUUGGUGUUCUCUGGCAAAAGUGUUUCGUUGUGAAAAAUGUCAGCUGUUAAUUACACCAGAUGUAGCAUCCAAAAUUCCGUGCGUUCCACCUUGCAUGCGACUCCAACCAGAUGGCAGUAUUAUCAGUUUACAUAUAAGAGAUCCGAAUUGGGAUAUCAACACUUACAUAAUUAGACUAUUUAAGACUUUAAAAUCAUGGCGGAGAGUCUAUUGGAGAUUAUGGGGUGAUGCCCAUUUCCUUUUCUGCUCUACUUGCCAACGCUAUUUCCCAUCAAACCAGAUUGGCUGGUGUCGCUAUCAUCCAGAUACUCCACAGUUCUUUACACUAGAUGCCCAAAGAGCACCGUUGCCCAUAGGACGAUUUCCUUGCUGCGGAGAAAGGGCUUACAGAUUUCAGCUCCUCGAAAACUUCAACGGAUGUCACUUCAGACAACAUACAGUUCUUGCAGAAGAUGUAAAAGACGCAUCAAUAUUUUCUAUGUUGGAAUCGUAUAGGCACUUAAUUGAAGAAGAGCCACCUCAGUUGCUAUUUCCUGAAAAAUUGACAAGACUUGUAGCAAGAGAUCCAAACAUUUCCGAUAAAAAAUUUGUAUGUAAAGAAGUGUUCUGGUGGGAUGGAUUCGAAAUAAUGCCUCCACGUCCUAAACUGGGACUUCUUACAAAUUUUGCAAACCGUGAAGAAGAACACCUGGAGACCGAAGAAAGUUCUGGGGAGUGUACAGAAGAAGAAUCUACAACUUCUGGUUCUUCUGAUACUGAAGGAAGUGCAGAGAGUAAUCCCAGGCCCUGUAUGAAGCCUGUUAAAAGAAGAAAUUUGAAACGUAAGCUCGAAUCCACUCUAUGGCAACCAAAUUUAUCAGCGAGAAGUAAUCAAGACAUUCAAAGAGCUUAUGAAGAAAAAACGAUCAAAGAGAUAACGGAGUUUUUAAAUCGUAACGUCAUUAUAGACAGUUUGACUAAACGCGGUUCAUCCAAAACUUCAACUCCUGUGGGAGGUAUAUGGGUGAGGUUGGAACAGGAAUGGAGAGAAAACUCACAAAAAAGUGGUAGGACAGCUGUCUCUACAAUCCAGGGCAAGAAUAAUAGAUUUAGGGGAAAAUAAAAAAAAACAGAAAAUGUUCUAAACAAAAAACUAGUAUCGUGUAGUAAAUAAAAAUUUUACACAAUUUUUAGAUCUAUUUUAUUUAUGGAUUAAUUAAAAAUACAACAAUACCCAUGACAGAUGAAAUUAGGGCUAAUAAACAAAAAUUUUCGAUAUAAAAAAAAUCUGGUAGUGUAAUGAAAAGUUCUUUACAUGAUCUUAAUAAAAAGAAACGUCUUUCUCUCUGCAGAUUGAUGGAAUCACAUACAAAUAAAUAUACAAA